This is a messenger RNA of Salarias fasciatus (jewelled blenny), 2061 nucleotides long. RefSeq lists its product as uncharacterized. The coding region runs from base 365 to 1561 and encodes 398 amino acids. The transcript is spliced from 8 exons. Gene Ontology annotation, molecular function: serine-type endopeptidase activity. Lineage: Eukaryota; Metazoa; Chordata; Actinopteri; Blenniiformes; Blenniidae. Gene Ontology annotation, biological process: zymogen activation. Gene Ontology annotation, cellular component: plasma membrane. The record is from RefSeq and is a predicted model, not a curated record.
GAGCAGCAGCAGCGCUGCGGCUGUGCUGACCUCUGUCUGCCGCAGGGAGAAGGGCUCCGCUCCGGGAUCGACUCCCUGACGGCUGACGUGAGCAGGGCGGCCUGGAGGCAUGCUGCCUGCCACCCGGACACGGACACCGGCUCCCCCGGCGGCUCUGGACGGAGGCAACGACCGGUGCUGGGUGCGCACGAGCCGCGCCCCGCGAGCUGCCUCUACCGCCGCCUCUGCUGCUGCUGCUGCUGCUAGCCUGCUGCCGCUAGCCGAUUAGCCGAUUAGCCGCUAGCAGCUCCUCCCGCCGCCGGGGCGGCUCGGACUGAAGGCUCUCCUCACUGCCGGCCGUCUGAUGGAAGGGUGACGGGGAACGAUGCAGAGUGUCCUCCGUAUCCUCCUGACAGGCCUGUUAGGUGCUCUGUGGGAUGGAGUAGCUGCGCUUGGUGGGGUUCGACUGGUAGAUGGAUACAACAAGUGCUCCGGCAGAGUGGAGGUGCGCCGCCACGACCAGUGGGGGACGGUGUGCGACCACGGCUGGGACCUCCCCGAGGCCUACGUGGUGUGCCUGGAGCUGGGCUGCGGUCUGGCCGAGGCCGCCCUCCCCAACGCGGCGUACGGAGCCGGGCGGGGGGAGAUCUGGCUGCAUCACGUCCAGUGUUCUGGACACGAGUCCAGCUUGACGUCCUGCGCCGUCGUCCUGCACACCAACUCCUACUGCACGCAUGACAAUGACGCCAGCGUCAAAUGCUCAGGUUCUCUUUUAUCGCCCACCCUCACACUGCUGUCCCCUCACACUGUGUUCACCUCCGGGGAGUCCGUCCGCUUCGGCUGCAGCGUCCUGCUGGGCCACCACCUCAGCGACUUCCACCUGUACAAGCACGGCGUGGCCACGCCGCUGGUCACGCAGCGGGCCGACCAGACCCAGACCAGGGUGGAGCUGACGCUGUCCGACAUCGAGACGUUCCACCAGGGCAGCUACAGCUGCCGCUACAGGAUCAAGGGCGGCUUCCCCUCCCAGCUGCUCAGCUCUCCGCCCAGCAACUCCGUCAACAUCACUGUGGUGGAGCUCCUGACUCCGCAGCACUGGUACAACACGUCGACCGAGGCCCCGGCCGGCUCCGUCAUCAAGGGCCACAGCUUCAACAUCACCUGCUCCACGCCGCAGCAGUAUCCCGGCGGCUCCUUCCAGCUGCGCCUGAUCCGCUCCAACGGCACGGUGCGCCAGUCCCUGCCCGCCCUCAGCCCGUCCGUCACCUUCACCUUCCCCAGCGCCCAGAGCGCCAACGAGGGCUACUACUACUGCCUGUACCGCGUCCAGCUGGGCGGACGCACCUUCCUGUCCAGAGAGAGCCAGCCCCUGCCCAUAGCGAUCAGAGACCCAGAUCCGGUCUUGAGUCCGAUGGUGAUCAGCUGGCUCGUGUCCGGCCUGACGUUCGUCGUCGCCGUCGUCAUCAUCAUCAUCGUGGCCAAGGUGCUGUGCAACAAGGAGAAGAAGCCGUCGGAGCUGGAGCGAGAGACCAGGACCUGUGUGGACAACACGUAUGUUGCCUUGUCAAUCAACAAGCUAUGAUUGGCUGCACCAGCAGCAUGAGCAGAAACGUCCAAAGGCAGAGUUCUCCUGCUGUGUCCUAAACACACACACACACACACACACACACACACACACACACACACACACACACACACACACACAGAGGCAGCAGGAGCAAACCGCCCGUUAAUAAGAACGGCAGCUGGAGCGAGUUGAGCGCGGCGUGAAGCUCCGUCUUGAUUCUCCGUCAUAGGCCACGGUGCAGCGGACCAAACCUCAGGCGCUGCCAGAAAGCCGUCUCACGGUGAGAGUAAAGACAAAUGGGGCUGACCCGUCCAGCCAGUAACGGAUCAAAAACCCACCGCCGGCGGUCAGCGAAGGCUUCAGUCAUGGUUCGUGAUCAAUGAUCCUUCCAUUUAGAGGACUUUUUUUUGUAUUUCAUUACCACUGCUAUGCAUCGUAUGUCAAUAACCAUGUACAUUCAUGCACUUAAGUGUGUAAAUAAAAGCUGUAGUUAAUUAAAAAGCUGGUGAAACUUC